GAAACGUCGCAAGCAGCGCGAAAAAGAAGAAGCCAAGGAGCAGCGCCAGCGCGAGAAAGAGCGUGCCGCAGCGCUCGCAGAAGUCAAUAAAGUACGGACUGACAAGAAGGUGUCCACACCCGAGAUGAUUGUCGACCUGCCUUCCUCUCUAGACCCUAACAUGAAGGUCCAAGUCGAGGCGCUGCUGGAGGAUCUGAGGGUUACGAGUCACAGCUACACCAGCCCCGUUAAGAACGUGGUCAAGUGGCGGCGAAAGGUGCGGGCGCGGUUUCACGAGGGGGAGGGCCACUGGGAGCCCAUACCCGAGCGGGUGGAAGACGAGAAGCACGCGAUGGUCAUCCUGAACGCCCCCCAAUUUGUAGAGCUCGCACUCGGUGUUAACGGCUCUGAUCUGGAGGCCCACAUACUCGAAAUGCAGCGGCACUACCGGCAUCAUACGAUUAUCUACCUGAUUGAGGGGUUGACGUUGUGGAUGCGCAAGAACCGCAACGCGCGGAACAGGCAAUUUCAGUCUGCAGUUCGCAGUGCCGGCAGCGGCGGCGGCGGCGACGAUGCAGAGAUCCCCAGCACUCCUCUUGCUGCUGAGCCCGCACCGGCACCGGCACAGACGAACAAACGACAGCGAAAGAAAAAGGAUCCCAAGCCACCACCCCAGUACAUCGACGAAGAUGCGCUUGAGGACGCCCUCCUCCAGCUGCAGGUACACCACGGCGUGCUGAUCCACCACACGGCGGCGGCGGUGGAGACGGCGCACUGGGUGGCCAUCUUCACGCAACACAUCAGCACGAUCCCCUACCGACGGCAGCGCGACGCAGUGAACGCAUCGGCUGCGUUCUGCAUGGACAGCGGGCAGGUGCGCACGGGCGACGGGGCAAGAGACACGUACGCGCGCAUGCUGCAGGAGAUUGCGCGGGUGACAGCGCCCAUCGCCUGGGGGAUCGCGGCGGAGUUUGGGAGCGUGAGCGAGCUCGUGCGAGGGCUGGAGAGGCAAGGCCCGCUGGCGCUGGAGGGCAUCCGCAAGAGCGCGAACAAGGAUGGGGCGUAUACCGAUCGGAUGGUGGGCCAGGCGGUCAGUCGGAGGGUGUAUAAAGUCUUUAUGGGGAGGGAUGAGACGAGUACUGAUAUUUGAGAUGCGAAAGUACUGUACUGUUAUAAGACGAUGUCUUGGGAGAGAUCAGCAUUUCUUUUGCCCCGCCAAGGAAGAACCAGUAUGGAUCAUGGUCGAGCUUAUGGAUAUGCUCUCAUGUCUUGGAGCUGUGGAGGCCGUCUUAGCAUAUUGAACCUGAACUCUGGAUGCCAUGCUCCUUCUUUUUUCAAGACAUGAUUAAAUUACCCAUCAGCGUUCAAUCAUGCUGGCUAUGUUUAUGGGAAGAGGAGAAAUACCAGACUUGGACCAAAUUUUGUGCUUUAUCACUAACAAUCCAAUCCUAUCUAGCUCCUGGAUCGAAUAUAGCCUCGCUACUUCAUCUACACAUUUGGAGCCAAUCAAGGAGUUGAAGUGGUUUCAGCAGCAGCAGCAACCCUCCUUUGACAACCGCGUCAGGAUCGUCGAGGUGGGACCACGAGAUGGGCUGCAGAACGAGAAGACGACGAUCCCGCUGGCGACCAAGAUCGAGCUGAUUGAGAGGCUGGCCAAGACGGGGUUGGCAAAUAUCGAGGCUGGGUCGUUUGUGUCGCCGAAAUGGGUUCCUCAGAUGGACAGCUCCAACGAGAUUCUCGAACACAUCCUCAAGAACAAGAUCCCCUCUCCAGGACCCAUCACCUACUCCUUCCUCGCUCCCAACACCAAGGGCCUCGACAACGCCACCGCCAUCCUCCACGCCCACCCAGACAGCUUCGUGACCGAGCCCGAGAUCGAGCUCGCCGUCUUCGCCGCCGCCACCGAGACCUUCACGCAAAAGAACCUCAACUGCGACAUAGCCACAUCGCUCAGCCGGUUCCGCGAGGUCAUCGCCGGCGCCAAGCGCAGCCUCCCCGGGAUCCGCGUGCGCGCCUACAUCUCGGUCGUCCUGGGGUGCCCCUUUGAGGGCUACGACGUGGACCCGCACCGCGUGGCGGCCAUCGCCACGGACCUGCUCGAGAUGGGCGCCGACGAGAUCGCGCUGGGCGACACCACGGGCAUGGGCACGGCGCCGCGCACCGCACAGCUGCUGCGCGGGGUCGCGGCCGCCGGCGUGCGCGUCGAGGACAUUGCCGUGCACUUCCACGAUACCUACGGGCAGGCGCUGGUCAACACGGCCGUGGCGCUCGAGCAUGGCAUCCGCACGUUUGAUGCCUCGGUCGGCGGGCUGGGCGGGUGCCCUUAUAGCCCUGGCGCGACGGGCAAUGUCGCCACCGAGGAUGUGGUGUACUUUAUGGAGAGCCUGGGCAUGGACACGGGUGUGGACUUGGAUGCCGUGGCGGAUAUUGGCGAGUGGAUCACGGGGGAGAUUGGGAAGAGUAAUGAUAGUGCUGUUGGGAGGGCGGUGCUGGGUGCGAGGAAGAGAUCCUAG
This is a messenger RNA of Cryphonectria parasitica EP155, 2492 nucleotides long. RefSeq lists its product as uncharacterized. The transcript has 4 exons. The coding region runs from base 1350 to 2492 and encodes 380 amino acids. Gene Ontology annotation, biological process: ketone body biosynthetic process; L-leucine catabolic process. NCBI's taxonomy places the organism in Eukaryota, Fungi, Ascomycota, Sordariomycetes, Diaporthales, Cryphonectriaceae. Gene Ontology annotation, molecular function: hydroxymethylglutaryl-CoA lyase activity. The record is from RefSeq and is a predicted model, not a curated record.